Messenger RNA from Hevea brasiliensis (rubber tree), 3932 nucleotides. Its product is annotated as protein BREAST CANCER SUSCEPTIBILITY 1 homolog. NCBI's taxonomy places the organism in Eukaryota, Viridiplantae, Streptophyta, Magnoliopsida, Malpighiales, Euphorbiaceae. The transcript has 14 exons. Gene Ontology annotation, molecular function: ubiquitin-protein transferase activity. Gene Ontology annotation, cellular component: BRCA1-BARD1 complex; BRCA1-A complex; plasma membrane. The record is from RefSeq and is a predicted model, not a curated record. Gene Ontology annotation, biological process: negative regulation of fatty acid biosynthetic process; double-strand break repair via homologous recombination; positive regulation of transcription by RNA polymerase II. Bases 644 to 3787 code for a protein of 1047 amino acids.
CUGCUUUUUGUCCCAUUGAAAAAUCUUUUUUAAUAACAACGAAAUAUAUCACAUAUAUUAAAAGUAAAAAAAUAUUUUAUUUAUACAAUAAAUUUAUAUAAAUAAAAUAUUAAUGUGGCAUUUUUUUUUGGCAUAACUAAUAAUAAAUCUUAGUAUUUUUUUAGUAUAAUUUGCAAGUCUUAGUUCAUUACAAAGUGUAUUUGCCCAGAAAACAUGGGCGAAUACACUUUGUACUCAUUAGGCAAAUGAAUUAAUCACUCGGACCACACAAAUCACUGAUUUUGUUACUAUUUAUUUCUUUAUUCGACUCAACUAAAAAUCUGACUCGAUUUAGUAUCAGUUUACUGGAUCAACCCGGCUGAUGGGCUGAGUUAACAACAUUGCUCUCGAGUAUUGUUUGUCCCAAAAUUUUUUGUUUUGAAAAAGAGUAUCGGUAACGAGUUUAUUGCAAAAAUUUGAUAAGCCCGCCAAUGACCCAAGUAAAGACGCGUGAAAAUAAGUAGCUUUGGCGGGUCGAAAGGAAUUCCCCGCAUUUCAAAUUCAAAACUCUCUCUCCUCGGUUACUUACUCCCCUUCCUCCUCCCCCUUCUCUCUGGGGCAAACAGAAGAACUCCAAGCUAAGGACUGUUAAAUUUCUGCUAAAAUGGGAGAUCCAAUUCACCUUGAGAAAAUGGGCAGAGAGCUUAAGUGCCCCAUCUGCUUGAGUCUACUGAAUUCCGCUGUUUCGCUUACAUGCAAUCAUGUAUUCUGCAAUUCGUGUAUUGUGAAGUCGAUGAAGUCGGGUUCCACUUGCCCAGUUUGUAAAGUGCCUUAUCGGCGUAGAGAGGUUCGAGCUGCUCCUCACAUGGAUAGCCUAGUGAGCAUUUACAAAAGUAUGGAAGCUGCUUCAGGAUUCCAGAUAUUUGUCACUCAGAAUCCACCAUCAGCUAAAUCAUCUGACACAAAAGAGCAAGUAGAGGCUGAUGCGAAUUGCGGAAGAGAAGAUAUCCAUAUAAUUUGUCAGGACAGAGUGCAAAAGAAAAAAUCUUCCACAAGAAAGAGGUCAAGAAAUACUACUAAAUCCAGCCAGGAAGUUUCUGAUCCUAUUUCUGCGAAGCCUUCCUUCCCUGCUAAAAAAAGAGUUCAGGUGCCACAAUGUCUUCCUUCAGAAACCCCAACACGAACUGAGAAGCUAGAGAUUGGAUCAGGUGAAAACAUUAAGGAUGGAUUUAAGAACAGGUCAUUGAUCCCAAGAGAGAAUCCUGCUCCCUUUGAAAAAGGUGAACCUGUGUUUUCCCCUUUUUUCUGGUUGAGAGAUGAUGAAGGUUUAGAGAAGUUAAGUCAGCAUACUAUUGGUAGUCAAUUUUUGGAUAUAACACCUCCAAACAUUCCUACUUUUAGUGAUAUCAAGGAUUCAGAUGAUGACAGCCCCUCUAAAUUAUCCCAAGCAGAGGAAGUGUGUGGCAAACCAAAUGACGCAGAUCUUUUUAAUAGUGAAAUGUUUGAGUGGACACAGAAAGCUUGCUCCCCUGAACUUUUUUCAAGUCCUGCUAUGAUGCAGGAUGAGGAUGCUGGUGAAAUUGAUGGAAAUCAAGAAAGCAAACAAGAAGUACUCUUACUGAGUUCAAAUACAAAUGAACACAGUGUUGGAAAUGAAAAAUGUUCUGAUACUGAAGAUGUAAUGGACAUUGCAGAUGAGGAAUCUCCUACUCUGUCCCCUCUGAGACCCGGAAGUUCUGAUUGUCAAGUUGCCUCUAACAAAUCCAAAAGGAAAGUUAGGACUGCUAGGAAAAAGGCAACACUAAAGAAGUGUGUUAAGAAAGAUGCAGAGCAAAAUUUUGAGGUUCCCUCUAAUUCAGAGAUGAAAUCUAGAAAAAUUAUGCAGAAGGAAGCAUGUGACAAGGGAAACUCUUUAGAGUGUAAGAAAACUAGGAGGAGAGAGAAGGCUGUUUUUGGUACCUCUGCAGCUGAAUCAAAACCUGAAAAUGCUCUCCCUGUUUCUCUCAGAGCAGAAGCACAAAAUCAAAGUGACAAAAAGAUGGCUGCUGAGUUGUCUACUUCACUAUGUAAGAAACAAUGUCAUAAUGAAAAUCUUAGAAAAAAUAUCGGAAAAAUGUGUGGGAAUGCCAGCACCUCUCAUGCAUAUUGUUCUUUGAGGUUGAAGAAACAAAAAUUGGAUUCCACUGAUAUGAACGUGAUUGAAGAAACUUAUAAAGUUCAAAACCCAUUGGAAGAAGGCAAAAGCCCUCCUGAAGUUGAUGGUAAGUGCAUCUCAUAUAUCAAGCAGAAACAGCAGAAACAUGGAAUUGAAGUUAACUCUGUAUUGAAUUCAGAAAGCAAUAAAAAGUUAAGAAGUACAAAAAAGAUGAAAGUUUCCUUUUAUGGCAUCUCAACAGAUGGGUUACUAAAUGACCAUCAAGAGGGUCAUAUUAGUAUCUCUGCAAAGGAAACUCAAUGCAUUGAAAAGGCAGCUGCUGUCUCUGUAAAAGAAACUCAGUACAAAAGGAAGGUUCGAGGUAGUCUUGGUUCGAAAAUUCCUGAUAAUUCAGAAAUAUUGGGGACGCUUGGUCAAGCAAAUGUAGUGGCUUUGCAUACUUGCCAAACCCUUGCUCUUAAUAUUCAUUGUGCUUUCUGUCUUUCUUCAGAAGACUCGGAGGCCUCAGGAGAGAUGGUCCACUACUGCAAUGGCAGGCCUGUAGCUGCAAAUUAUAACAGUGGAUCCAAGGUUAUACACUCUCAUAGAAAUUGUGCUGAGUGGGCGCCUAAUGUUUAUUUUGAGGAUGAUACUGCAAUUAAUCUUGAAGCUGAAUUAACUAGAAGUAGGAGGAUAACGUGCUGCUGCUGUGGACUUAAAGGUGCUGCUCUUGGAUGUUAUGAGAAGAGUUGUCGCAAAAGUUUCCAUGUCACAUGUGCAAAGAUGAUCCCUCAAUGUCGAUGGGAUACUAAUAACUUUGUCAUGCUGUGCCCUCUUCAUGCUUCUUCGAAGUUGCCUGAUGAAGACUCAGGAUCUGAAGAGAGAAUAAGAAAGAAAUGCAUUCCAAAAAGAAAAAGGCCCAAUCAGUGCAGCAAAGUUGUUUUAAAACAUGAUGUCAGUUCAUGUCCAAAUUGGAAUUCAAGUGUAACAGCAGACAAGCUGGUUCUUUGUUGUUCUGCUCUCACAGUUGAGGAAAAGGAAAUUGUUUCUGAAUUUGAGAGAUUAUCAGGAGUUAUAGUGUUGAAAAAUUGGGAUUUGAGCGUCACCCAUGUCAUUGCAUCUACAAAUGAAAAUGGAGCAUGCAGAAGAACCCUCAAGAUCUUGAUGGGCAUCUUGGAGGGGAAAUGGAUACUGAAUAUUGAGUGGGUUAAGGCUUGCAUGAAGGCAAUGGAACUUGUUCAAGAGGAGAAAUAUGAAAUUUUAGUGGAUAUUCAUGGAAUCAGGGAUGGCCCGCGACUUGGAAGACUGAGAAUCCUGAACAAGCAACCAAAAAUUUUUGAGGGGUUUAGGUUCUAUAUGCUGGGAGAUUUUGUAGCUUCUUACAAGGGAUAUAUUCAAGAUCUUCUAAUUGCUGGUGGAGGAACUGUUCUGCAUAGGAAACCCAUUUCUGGAGCCCAGGGUGUCUUGUCAUUGGGUUCCUCUACACUUGCGACAUUCAUAAUUUACAGCAUCGAGCUUCCUGAUAAGUGUGAUCUCAGCAAGAAGGAAAUUAUUUUAAAUCGAAGAAGGGGAGACGCCGAAACUCUGGCGAGUGCAACUGGAGCUAGGGCAGUAAGCAAUUCUUGGGUUUUGAACUCCAUUGCAGCUUGCAAACUGCAAAAUUUUGCUGAAUAAUGGUGAUUUAUGCUUCAAUUGAAAGACAAGUGUACAUGUGCAUGUUUAAUCAAGUAUUUACUAAGAGGGUUGUUACUUAUUUGUUUUUAAUGAUGUAAACAUGUAAAAACAUAUCUGCAAUAUACACAUUAAUGUUUUAUAUGAA